CGGCCGGCUGGCUUGAACGUGCCCGUACGUCGCGGUCCAUCAUUCGCUCGCCCGGCCGAUUGACUUCCGGGCAACGUACGUAUGUAUGUAGGGCAGCACGUGGCCGGCGCAGGCUUCUGGCGGGCCGUCGCCACGUGAAGCGCACACUGGGCUUCGGGCCAGCGCCGCAAGCCGCGCGCGCGCGACCACGUGCGCCCGGGGUCCCGGGGUCCCGGUGAGGUCGACCGCGAGCGUGCACAGGACGCUGCAGCAAAGCGUUGUGUGUGUGUGUGUGUGUGUGUGUGUGUGUGGUGGACGCGCGCCGCGCGCGGGGAUCAGAAUCGUCAACCGGGAUAGCGGCCGGCGGCGGCGCGUGCAAAAGCAAAGACGUCACGUACGUACGUACUUAUCCGGCGGAGCUUGAGCUAGACGCGCAGGCGAUUCGUGGCCGCUACGCCUCUGCAGAUAUCGAUCCUGCGAAUCUGCGGUAGAUCCUUUUGAUCUGUGGACGAAUUUCACCGCUGCGCAUGUAGCCGUCACACGUUUUUACUUCAUUCGUUGCAAUUUAAAUUUAAUUUUUUGAGGAUUAUUUACAAAUGUUACACCGGUACAGCUGCGUCUCGUGGUGCCCGCCCUUGCGCGCACCAACCGUGUGCUCUGCGGGCCGCCUUGAGCCACCGUGCCUGUAUGGGCUCCUGGAAGGAAUAAGUUUAACAGUAGUCCGUCAACUUUACAUCGAGUUUGUUUGACAUCCCUAAACCCAAUACCAUAAAUCUUCAGUCCUAAAUUAUACAAAACCGUGCAAUUUAGAUUUCAUGACGGUAUCGAUAUCUGGUUUCGCUGACGUGUCAUCCUAGUCAACAAAAUAAAAUAUUUAAAAAUGAGGAGCUCACGUGUCAGCCUUUCUUUCUUCUCUUUUCUUCCACGGCACGCAGACCAAGCGCAACGAGGAGGAGGUCAAUGAUGUCGUCCUCGGCAUCGGGGAAGCGGGCUAGGGAGGCCAGUGGCGGCAGGCAAGCGCGGAAACAGCAAUAGCUCGCCGUUAGCAGCACCAGCCGGCCACCGCUACCGUCCCCCAUCUCCCGCCGCCCGCCUCUCCCUCUCCCACCCUCUCCACAUGCCGCACCGGCGGGAAAUGGGGGGAGAAGCGGGAGGCAGUGGGUAGAGCGACGGCGGAGGAGGAGGGGGAGCGCUAUUUCCGGCCAGCGAGCUGGGUUGGUGUUGCCGAAGUUGGGUCGCGAUGAGGCGCCAAUAGCAUUAGCCGGACGCCGGCCGCCACUCCUCCUUCCUCCACCCCCCUUCUCUUGCCAGCGUGACGCGUGGAGAGGGUCUCUCCCACCAGAGAGGCAGCCCCCUCUCUUCCAUCUCUCGCUGGCGGGGCAGACCCCCUCUCGCCCCCUUUCCCUCUUAGGCGCCGGCACGGCACCACCACCAUCAUCGUCCUCGCCGGAUCCCUCCACCGCCGCGCCUAGUCCCUCCUCUGCGCUGGCACCCACCCCACCACGGCCGCCGACGCCCUCCACCUGCAAAAAUGAACCAUCAUCACCAACAGAAGCAGGAGUCAUCUACCAAUGUCGCUGGCGGCGUGCACGCGAAGAGCCUUUUGUUGUUGCUUCGUGCUAGGUUUCGUCUGCUUGCCGACCUGACGAGUGGCGCCAUCACCACGAAGAGCCUGCGGCGAAGCGCGGCGAGUGUGCUGGGGUUGGGGGGCGGCGCUGUCGGUGGCGAGAUUACGGUGGAGGAGACGACAGCCAUGGUGCAAGAAGGCGACCAGGACAGCGACAACGCGUUGAGCAAGGUGGAGUUCUACGUGCUGAUGGUGCGGCUCAGCCCUGGUAUCAUGGGCGACACUGAGGGCUGGCACGACGAGGCCAUCGCCAACAAGCUCCUCCACUCGACGCUGCCAGUCUAGAUCGUCCCACGGGAAAGGGGGAAUACGAUGCCGAUUGGCCCCGCUGCCCCCCACCUCUAAGAUGAUGGGGCUGACAGGUGGGCCCCACAUUUUUUUCUUCUCACACUUACAUGUGGGACCCAUAUAUUAUUUUUAUUUUUUAUUUUCUGACUAGAAUGCCACGUCAGCGAAACCAAACAUCUAUAGUGCCAUGGGACCUAAAUUGUACGUUUUAUAUAGUUUAGGGGUGAAAAUUUCUGAUAUUGAGGAUAAGGAAUGUCAAACAAACUCGGUGUAAAGUUGA
Molecule: messenger RNA, 2174 nt
Organism: Oryza sativa Japonica Group (Japanese rice)
Lineage: Eukaryota; Viridiplantae; Streptophyta; Magnoliopsida; Poales; Poaceae
Source: RefSeq, a predicted model, not a curated record